GAGAAACAGAGAGAGAGAGAGAGAGAGAGAGAGAGAGAAAUCUUCCUCUCGUGCUUCUUGCUGCUGCUGUAGCUAUAGCUGCUGCUACUGCUGCUCAUCAUCCUCUCCAUCAUCAGCAACAUUAUCAUCAUCUCGGCUGUGAGGAGGAUGCGCUCUGCGUGAACGAGGGAUUCCAGCGUCGCGCGUUUUAUCUCGUCUUCUUUUCCUUAUUCUUCUUCUCGCGGUUGUUUAUUUGUUUGUUUAUUUGUUUGUCGGUUUGUUUGUGGUGCUUUUGGCACGCGCAAGGGUCGCGGGAGCAGGGGAGGGGGGAGGAGGACCGAGCAGAAGAGCCCCGUCUUGGUUUGGGACCCUCUCUUACAGGACAUUGUUUUUUUUCUCUUUGGAGGGGGAAGAGUAAGGGGUGCACGAUACUUUUUUUCCUCCGGAGCUGCGCGCGCGUGCUUUUGCUGUUUUCCUGCGUUUUGCUUCAGCGUUUUUCUUCUUGCUGGUCCACUGCAGCCAGCGCGAGGACGAACCUUGGGGGAAAAAAAAACAAAAAAAAAAACAAACGGAUCACAGGAGCAAAGGAGAGAAGGAGAGCGCGUGCGUACUGGUUAUCGAUAAUUUGUCGAAUCGAUCAAGCUGAUUGGGAGGACCUCCGUUUUUUGGUUACCUACCUGGAAGGACGAACGCGAGGAACAGAAGCAUGGGGUGCUGCUUGGUGCUGCGGUGCGCGCUCGCUGGCGCGCUGCUGGUUCUGCUGGGUCUGCUCUCCAAAGGACCCGACAGCGUCCAAGCGGCGGAGUUCGGCCACCUGCCCGACAACCUCACCGUUCUGGAAGGAGAAAGCGUGAUUCUGAGGUGUAAGAUUGAUGAGGAAGUUACCCACAAGGCCUGGCUGAACCGCUCCAACAUCCUGUUCGCGGGGACGGAUAAGUGGUCGCUGGACCCGCGGGUUUCUCUGGUCAACAGUAACGACAGCGACUUCUCCAUCCAGAUCGAGCGAGUCGCCGUGGCGGACGAGGGUCCGUACACCUGCAGCUUCCAGGCCCUGAACCAGCCCCGCAUCGCACACGUCUACCUCAUCGUCCAGGUGCCGGCCAAGAUCGUGAACAUCUCUCAGGACAAAUCGGUGAACGAGGGCGACGACGUGAACCUGUUCUGCCUGGCGGUGGGGCGUCCGGAGCCCACCAUCACCUGGAAGGACUUCAAAUAUGGCCGGAUGUACGAGGGAGAGUUCCUGGACAUCACCGAUAUCAAACGACAUCAGGCCGAGGAGUUUGAAUGCAUCACUAACAACGGCGUGGCCCCGCCGGACACGCGCCGCGUCAAGGUCACCGUUAACUAUCCACCUGUAAUCACAGACGUGAAAAACAUGCCGGCUCAGCUCGGGAAGACGGCCAUCCUGCGCUGUGAAGCCAUGGCUGUACCCACGGCGUCCUUCGAGUGGUACAGGGACGACCGGAGGCCGGUGGAGAACGACAACACGCUGAAGAUCAAAAACGAGAAGACGCGCUCCCUGCUGCUCUUCACCAACGUCACGGAGAAACACUUCGGCAACUACACCUGCUUCGCCUCCAACCGCCUAGGGGCCUCCAACGCCAGCAUGCUGCUCUUUAGGCCCGGGGCGGUGUACAGCGUGGGGGCGCCGCUGAGCCCCUGCGUCUCGGGACUGGGCUUGUGGCUGGGCCUCUCCGUCUCCAUCCUGAUGAAGGUCUAAAACUUCGCCGCCUCGGAAAAAAGGAGUCUUUAAUUACGAACCCAUCACUGUGAACAAAAAGAAUUAUGCAUUAACCCAGGAGCCAUCGCUACAUCCCAUAAUCACUCCCCCUCCCUCCUUCCCUCCUUUUCUCCUUUUCUCACCUCUCUCUCCAUCUCUCUCUCUCUUUUUUUUUGUAUCUCUCACUUUUUAUCCACUCAUCCACACUUAUCAUCACAUCAGCGCAUCAACUACUCCUCUUCCACACUAAGCCACUGCCUCUUCUCCCUCUUCUCUUCUUCAGUGAAGGUCACCUCUCUUUUUUUUUCCUAUUUUUCUUUUCUUUCGAGAUGUUCAUAGCUGGCGUACGUCGACGAUGUGAUGGUAAUGGUAAUGGCAAUGAUGGCGCGAAUGCUUAAAAAAGAGAAAAAGAUGUGCAAGAAAAGAUAUGAUGUGAAAAGAAAAUGACUGGAAAAUGACUAAGAUGAAAAACGUUGGAAACUGGAGGAAUCAUUAUUGUUACAUUGUUAUUACAUUGUUAUUACAUUGUUGUUACAUGGUUGUUACAUUGUUAUUACACUGUUAACCACGCCACAUUGGUAAAAAUGGUAAAAAAAAAAUAUUACUGCGAAUGAUGUUAGUUAAUCCGUGUUUAAGCUACAGUCAGUAUGUAAGUAUGUAAGUAUGUAACGACUCAAUCGACUCAAUCAGUCAUUCAGUAACGGUAACUCUAACGUAACGAAUGCUAUAAACGAAUUACUAUUGUUAUUAUGAUUAUGAUUACGAUUGUUAUGUGAAGCUACAGCGGCACAUGACAAUGACUGGUACCGAAACUUUUACGGAAAAAAAAAGAAACGGUUACGAGGUAACGCACCGCGAAUCAUGUUACGGAAUGACCGGGAACAUUCUUCUUACCUUGUGUUGUCUUGUUGGUGCGCGUGCUGGGCAUGUUGUUCGAUAUGGUUGUGAAAUAAUGUUUGUGAAAGUGACGAUGAUGAUGAUGAUCAUGAUGUUUAUGAGGAGGGUGACGUUGUUGCCGUUGGCGACGUUGUUACCAUCGGCGACGUCAAUGCAGACGAAGGUCAGGUGACCCUCUAUAUACCUGCUAUACCCGUGGCUGUUCACCAGCAGGCCCCCUUACCGGGCCUUUCGCCUCUCGGACUUCCCCAGCCCACAGCCAUCUGAGCGUGCCGAAUGAUGUCAAAACCCACCCUUACUUCCUGUGCUGAAGGGUCAGCAAUGGAGGACAUGUUCGGGAGGGAGGGAGGGAUGGAUGGAGGAAGGGAGGGGGCGGGGUCAUCGUCUUUUCUCCCCGUUCUCCCUCGUUCUCUUUGCUCCAUUCGCUGGAAGUCUCGACCCAGGGCAAAGCAUGUGACCCCAUGAGUCCGGCCUUCUGAAUCUGUAAACCUUCUCUUCCUACUACUCUUCCUCUUCAACUUCCUCCACUUCAUAAUGUUCCUCUUCCUGUUCCUCUUCCUUUUCACGCACCGCAACCCUUUACGCUACGCAUCACCCGUGUUGAACCUGAAUCACCUCCAGUGUAAAUAGAUAUACAUACGUAUGCAGUAUAUGCAGUAGAGGCCGUCUCAUAGCGAAGCGAGAAAAAAAAAGAGAGAAAAAAAAGAAAGAAAGAAGUGAAACAAAACGAAAAAAAAAAAAGUACAUUUCCCAUCAGCCUCUCUGUUUCCCAAUGAGCCAUUGAGUUUUUCCUGCAGCCUGGAGGUCACGUUUCCCAGCAUCCUCUACUCUACUACAAAACAAUCAACCCAAUCAACCAAUCAAUCAACCAAUCAACCAAUCAACCCACCAAUGAAAAGCUGUCGAUCUUCACCCUCCACUCUUCACUCUCCACUCUUCCUUGUCGCUUGUUGAUAGCAUGUACUGGUUAGAGCUGUUUCCUGUUGUGACGUCCAUCCCAAGCUCCGCCCCUAACCUUCCCUCUCCUUCCCUCCCCUCCCCCAAAGCCCCGCCUCCUCCUUAUAAACCCCUCCCCCCUGCACUGUGUACAUUUAAUCUGCAAGGUUAACUGCUAAUUACUUUUUUGGUGUUAAUAAUAAUGAUGAUGACGACGAUUAUUAUGAUGAUGUUAUAAUAAGUAUUUGAACAGACAUUACGACGUCGAUGACGGUGAUGAUGAUAUUUACGUGUACGAGAAAAAAAACAGCGAAAAACUAAAAGGGAAAACAGACGAUAAAGAAAAAAACAAACAAAAAAACUAAACAAGCAAUGACGACGGAGCCAUGCGUGCGAAAAUAACAUUUUUUUUGUACUUUGCUCUGGUUUAAAAAAAAAUAUAUUAAAAAAAUAUAGAAUAAACUGCAUUCAAUGAACGGGGGGAGGGGGGAGAUAUAUAAAAGAAAAGAGAAAAAACAACAAAAAUGAAAAAAGAGAAAAAAAAAAGCAAACAAAAAAAUCACGUUGAGUUUUUUCGAAGUCUUGUGCUCUAUUUUGCCAUGACGAGCUUUUUAAAAAACGUAAAAUAAAAACACACACACAUACAAAACGGGGGCGGCGCGACUCGAGCCGGGUCGCUCACUUGCUCGCGACGGGAGCAAUCAAUGAAAUGUAAUAUAAUUUGUAAUGUGUAUGUAUUCGAAAGUUUGUUUUUUUUCUUUAAGUCCUUUUCUUUAGGUCUAUUUUGUUCGUUUGUUUGUUCGUAUGUUCGUUUCUUCCUUUUUUUAAGGCUCUGUACUGUAUGGGAUGUAUGAUAAUCCAUCAAUUGAUCCAGCCAUCAUCUCUUUGUUCCCACAUCUUCCCUGAUAACACAACCAAAAACUCACACAGUGUUAGCGCUAGCAUUAGCAUUAGCACAAAAAAAAUCCCCUUCCUCGCAACCAGGAACCAGAUAAGUGUAAAAUAGAGAUGUAAUUAGCUAGCCGGCACUGCGGUUCGGCCAGGCGGAGGGACCGCGGCAUCCUCCUCGUCUCUCCAUCUGCUGCGGAACGGGGCUCAUAAAUCAAGCUCAAUCCCGCUACUGACAGGAUCCUCUUCAAGGACGGCGGCACGCCGAAUCUUAGCCCCCCGCGGACUAAUUACCCGCCACUUAGCGGCGUAUGGCGAGGACGCUGGUGGAGAGCUUGCCGGUGCCUGGCUGAAAGAACCUGAGGACAAAAAAAAUUGGUUUUCUUGGUUUUAUUAGCUCGUUUUUUUCUCUCAAAUACAAAAAAAAAUAAUAUUAAACAUUUUAAAAAAGCUCUGAAUUGGCCAUCCAAUCACAGUGGAUGGACACAUUCAUUCGCUGAACCUACAACCAGCACUAAUCUGGCCUAGAGUGGUUUAACCUAGCCGAUUUCUAGACAGCAAAUUCUGUUUUUUUGGAAUAAACUCCCUUUAAUAGUUAAUAUCAACUCAUUUUAUAUAUCUACAGUAAAAUAUAGAUCUCAGCUUCUGGAGUUAAUUUUAACCAUAACUCUUUCACACUGGAAAAAAAUGUGUUAUUAAACUAAUAUUAUUAAUAUUUUAAAACACUGGAACAUUUUGAAGUAGAAAUGACAAUGAAAAGCAUCAUUACUGAUUUACAAUAACAAUUUCAUACUCAACAAUUGUAUGCCAGUGUAUAUUUUUUAAUUGCAUGGCUCAACUUUAGUCCUGCAUUGCUGUUCUUAGCGCAUUAACAGUGCAGAAGAUGGUAACUUGCUCUUAUAGCCAACAACACAUCAGCUAGGCAAACAACCAUCAUAUAAAAUACAAUGAAAUACCCAAUGGAAGGUAGAGAUUUGGUGGGCAAAACUACACACUGAUGGUAAGUUAGGAUUGGGGGACACGCCCAUUGGAGUUGAGUUCAGUCACGCUCCUCAACACCUUGGAAUAAACUCUGAAAUAAACUCUACACCGCCAAAGAGUUACCCUCAACUCAACUUGUAGUAAAAGUUGGAGAAUAUACUCUCACAAUUGAACACUUUCACACAUUUUUCUUUAACUCUAAAGUUGGGUUUAAAAAAACAGAAUUUGCUGUGUAGUAAAGCUUCUUUACGGCUAAACUUUGGUACAAUUAAAUCAUUUCUCAAUUAACUUCAAGCAACUACAGCAAAAAUGACUGUCUCUGUAUUGUUUAACACUUCUUAAAAAGCUGAAGCAAAGAUCCUCAAAAGACUGUACUAAAUAGAAAUGGAUAGCAUUGAUAAUAAGGCUAAUCUGAGACAAUGCUAACAGCUCAACUACUAUGCAACUGGAACUCGGCUAAUCCAACUACUAAUCCAAACUCAUCCAAACUAUAAAGAACUAGAACUAUGUUCUAAUCCAGAUUAUGAGAAGCAAAAACUACUAAACUCAUGUAAAGAAAAAAAACGACUUUAAGGUUAAAAAUGAAGUUCGGUCAAUCUAUUAGAAAAGAAGAAUUUUAAGAACUUUGAAAGUAUCCUCAAGUACAGUCACUGCAAAGACCAUCUAAAAAUAUUAUAAUGAUGAAACUGGCACUCAUCAGGAGCGCUCUUCAAAGGACAAACUGUCCAAAAUAGAAAUGGAUGGUAUAUAUAAUAGGGCUAAUCUGAGAUGAUGCUAACAGUGAUAGCUGAUAUAAUAAUGCUCAACUGCUAUGCAACUGGAACUGGGCUAAUCCAACUACUAAUCCAAACUCAUCCAAACUAUGAGACACUGAAGAAACUAUGAAGAAAAACAUAUGGAAUUGUUUAGAGUUGGUAUACAGUAAAUAGCUCCAUUUGAGUAAUGUUCUAAUCCAGAUUAUGGAAAGAACUACUCAACUAAGUACAGAAUAAAAAAAUUA
Astyanax mexicanus (Mexican tetra) is the source of this 6401-nucleotide messenger RNA. RefSeq names its product IgLON family member 5 (gene iglon5). Bases 686 to 1699 code for a protein of 337 amino acids. Gene Ontology annotation, biological process: cell-cell adhesion. Gene Ontology annotation, molecular function: cell adhesion molecule binding. The record is from RefSeq and is a predicted model, not a curated record. The transcript has 8 exons. Gene Ontology annotation, cellular component: cell-cell junction. NCBI's taxonomy places the organism in Eukaryota, Metazoa, Chordata, Actinopteri, Characiformes, Acestrorhamphidae.